GAAACACCGAGACUCACUACCUAUCAUAUCCAAAUUAAUUCACUUUUCUAAUCAGUUUAAUCUAAUUCUCUGCAGCCAAGGAUAUCCGUAUUGUGCCAACUAUCUCUAUUGGGAAUUACUACGUACCAAACAAUCAAUUGCAAAUCCAACCGUCGUAGCUCAAUGAAUUAACUGUUCAGUCUGAAAACCGAUAAUGAAAAGUGAUCACUAAUGGGCCCACUGCCGCUAAUAACCUAAUUAACCACAUAUCAUUGGUGCCAAUCAACUCCGCUCGACUGCUUCCGCGCGGCACCUCCGGUCCAAAUAAUUCUAAGGGGUCGUUUGAAAGUUGCGAAUGUUAAAUCGUUAUGUUGUAAUGAAUUACAAUAAUAUAAAUGCAUGUAUUGAUACAAUGGAUGCAUUUUAACAAUACAUUGUUUGGUUGUUGAGAUUCUACUUUAUGCAUUUAUUUACAUAAAGUUACUUUUAUGGGAAAAUUUCAUAUUUACCCUUAACUUUUAGCAUAAGACAAAAACUAAUAGGGAUAUAAAUGGAAAGAAAAAAUUGACACAAAUCUAAAAGCAACAAUCACAACAAUCUCAACUUUUAGUUGAAAUUGUAUAAUGCAUCAUUUUUUGUGAUUGUUGGUGGGACCUACCUAAAACAAUGCAUACAUUGUUUUACACUUUGGCACUUCCAAACAUUGUAUUGUGCACAAUACAUGUAUUUAACAAACAUAACUCUAACAAUCACAACUUCCAAACCAACACUAAAUUUCUUAUCCUUAAAAUUUAAUCCAAGAAUUGUCGCCGGGCCGUUCUCCCAUUAUCCCCCUCUGCCAAAAGAAUUCUGUGGACCAACAGCAAAAAAUAAAAGGGCCGGCCCAGUGGCUUAUGAUUAGGGAAUUAAUUCCUUCCAAUCUUGUGUGUGUUUCCAAUUACUCCUUGUGGGCUGACAGGUCGACUUCAAUUGGCCCAACUGCUUGCUACAUAAUCAGAUCCCAAAGUCCUGGUCCACCAAGUUAUACUCUUUUUUUUUUUUUUUUCAUUUGCCUGUGCUAUUGAAAAUUUGCAAUCUGUCUGUGGUGUCAUUUUCCUCAACUAAAACACAUAAAAAAACUCUAACACAGAUGGUAAUGGCUUUUCAACCAUUCCAUAGUCAAUCAGACCUAAAACAAGUGUCAUAUAUCUUAAACAUAUCAUGAAAUAAUUACAUUAAACCUCAAAAUCAAUAUGUUUUCAUCAAUUAUCACAACCUCACACUCAAUACUUGCUUGUCCCUAAGCAGCGACUCAAGUAUAAGAACUAUAAUAAGAGGAAACUCAACACAUACCAGGGAGACACAACCCUGCUCAAAACAUAAAAACCCAUGACACUUAAAACACAACAUCAAGACUAGAAAUUUACCCUUGUACUCUUGUGAUAAUCAUUAGUUUAUUUCUCAAUGGAUGAGCUGUGCUUUAAUGAUCAUACCAUUCACCCCUCUUUCAAGUUCUUUGCAACCAUUUACCCAGUGGCGUAGCCAGAAUUUUCUAUAAGGGGGUGUCAAUUUUUUAAUCAAUAUAUUUUAUAUGAGAAACUAUUAAUUUUUGCAAUGACUCACAACAUUUUUCUACUCUAAUAAAACUUGUAAAUUAUAUAUUCUUCAUCUAAACUAUCAAAGACCUUAUUGUCAAUAUAUCCUAUCGAUUAGUGCUUCAUAAUUUUGUUAAUCAUUCCAAUCCAUGGCGGGUUACGGUAAAGACUCUCUAGUGCUCAUGGAUAACUGAUGAAAGUCGGUUGAAUGAAAAAAUAGAGCCGAGAGACCAUGUUUAAGAGGAAAAGUUUUGAUUGGAAUUGAAAAGGGAAAUAUAGCAAUAUUCUAUCACAAUAAGUUCACCUAGUGAUAUUGUGACGAUACGAAUGUGGUUCCAUGUACAAGAUUUCAUUAUAAACAAUAAUAUACUCUUUUAACUUUGUUCUACCAAACCAAGGGUGUGCCAAGGCACCCCCUCCUAACAAGGUGCCUCUGCCCCUGCAUUUACCAUUGACUGACUCAAAUCUGAUGCAACUUACCAAAUUAGCAACACUAAAAUUUGAUCGUCAGUAGUGGGUAACUAACAACUUACGGUGCAACAAUUAAUCAAAAUAAACCCGGCUUACUCACAUCAUUCAUAAGUAACCAAUUAAGCAUGAUAUUCUAAAAAAACUCAUGGGAAGCUUUUAGCAAAUUUUAUAUUAACUUUAAGCGCAUCACUACAUUUUUUUACAAAGAGAGUCUGUUAUCUCUUUCUGAUUCUGCUUGCCGAGCAGUCGUAUUUAGUACAAGUGGCCUUUGUUUCUUACUACUGGUGACCGAGCAGGAGCAAUUUUUGCUUCUUAGCACUCACAUAAGAACUUCGUUUAACUCCUUUUCCUCGAUCCGUGUGGAGGGUCAAUGCUGUAGAUGAGUGUUAGAUGGGUGCCCUCUAUGCACAUUCUCAAAUGGCACUUCACUCAGCGGGAGAUUGUACUUUUUGUACCCCUGUGCAAUGAGUGAUUGCCUCGCACGAUUUUGGUAUUUUACCCACGAUUUAAUUGUUAUGGCAAAAUUCUUAUAUUUUACUAGUCAGGUAAAAUUAUUUUUCUUUUAUAAAGAUACAAUUCAUCUCAUAUAAAACAUGCAAAACAUAGAGACUAAUUGGAAAAGUCAAAAACUCACAGCAGAUGAAAGUAAGCAUGGUAUCCAAACAUAUCGAAUGGUCAAUGUUUUCCGUCUACCCGCUUCACCCAUAGCCAUAACACUAUUCUUCUAAAACUGAGUGUUGUCAAUCGAGUUUGGUAGUUCAAAGCACAAAAAAACAUAUGAAUUACAUUUUCUUUCUCUUUCACUAUCUCUAGCAAGAUCUCUCUUCCUUCUUUUUCUCAAUAUUUUCCUUGACUCUGUUAAGUCGGAAUAAGACAACUACAAAAAUAAAACAAUAAAUCAAUACCAAUCCAUUAGACAAUCACUACCACUUUAAAAAAUACCAAUAUCAUUGUAGAAAUAAAUUAAUACCAUUAUGAAAAACAAUACCAUUACACUAAAACUACCUAUAUAAACAAUCUAUAUCAUUAGAAGAGUCAAACCAAUACCAAAAUCAACCAAUGCCAUUACUAUUGUGAAAUCAAAACAAUAUCAUUGCAGAAAUAAAUCAAUAUUAUUAUGAAAAACAAGACUAUGUUAUUUCAUAAAACAAUGCAAUGAACGAGCAUCAAAACUAAAAAAACUCUAGAUCAAGAUUUUUAUGUUCUCCUGAUCUACGAUGGAUAGAGAGAGAGGGAGGGAGGAGAGGAGGGCAGCGGGAGUAAGGGAACCUCCAAAGGCGGAGGUGUUGACGUUGAUGAAGAAUGGAGUUGCAGUAGGGUUUGGGUAUAAUAUAUAAAAAUCGAGUUUUUAAAGGAUAGAUAUUAGAUGUUAUUUUUUUAUUCUCAAAAUGACCAUUAAUCUAAUCUUCACUUUCAAUUUAAAAAUAGAGUGGAAUAAAGACAAUGAACGGUGUAGAUUUUGGUAACCACCGUAAUUACUCAAUUCGCAUUACGAAAUGGUUGGCUAUUCUACUCACACAGUUUUAGUUAGCAUAGAGGUAAAUAGAAGAGCUUAAAUUUACAUUCUCUUUUCAAAUUACCACUUUUUUUUUGUUUUGUUGCCAAACGUGUGAUUUGGCCAAAAUUACUUAUUCACAUUGCCUGAAGUUAUCUAACGCUUAGGUGCAAGAGUUUAAACUUUAAACGCAUCUUCUUGAAUAGGGGUGGCUAUACGGUCCGGUCCGGUUAAAUUGGCCCAAAUUGAUCCGGUCCAGUCCGGUCUUUUUGAAAAUAUAAGGACCGAAGAUUGGAUUGGAUACAGUCCGGUCUUGAUCCGGUCCGGUCCCAAUUCGGUCUUGAUUUUACAUUGAGAUUGUGAGAUUUGAGUGGCCUAAGGCCUUAAAGGGUGAGGAGUUGGUUAAGUUUUGUACUAAGUGCAAAGGUUUGUGACCGUUUAUGCAAAUUACCCUUAAGUUUUGGGUGUUGAGCUCUCUUAUCCGGUCUUUAUCCGGUUUUUCACCUCAAAUCUAAGCCCAAAGAUUGGAUUGGAUUGUUUACUAUCCGGUCCCGGUCCGGUCUCGGUCCGGGUUAUACGGUCCGAUCUCGGUCCGGGUUAUACGGUCCGAUCUCGGUCCGGGUUAUACGGUCCGGUUUCCGAUUUUUAAUCCGGUCCCGGUCCAAAUAGCCACCCCUAUUCUUGAACCAUACUACUAAGUAAAGAAAAUUAUAUUCCAAAAUCUAGCUGGUUCCAAGUAGAAUCUUCCCCAAUUCUCCCUUUUUCUGUUUAGAGGUCAACCAUUUUAAAAUGUUAUUUUGUUUUUGAUGAAUAGCUUAGAGUCAAAUUCCUGGAAAUAAUGAAUGAAACGUCAAGAGUUUGAAAUUACGUUGAUCCUUUUUAUACUUUACAGAACUAUGUAGCAUGCAUGGGAUUGUCAUUAGUAAUAAUUGUUUAUGCACCACCGAUUACCUACUUUUCGUAGUUCUGCUGCGCUCCAUUAUUUUACGUUCGUUGAAACUUCAACUUCAAUUUGCGACGAGGAUAAGCUAUUUUAUUAAGAUAUUAAAAUUAAUACUGAUCAGCUAAUUAGAUACGAUGAAUAGGUUCACGAUUUAGAGGAAUCAUACGCCUUAUUGUGUGAAGUUGAACGAGUUAAGAAUUAAUUCAUUUCACCCAGAAACAAAUUUUUUUUAUAAGUUUGUUCAAAGGGUUGUCAUCACCCGAUUGUUGAAUGAGGAAUUUUACACGGUAUUUACUAUUUUGGUUUUUUUUUUUAAAAUAUUUAUGAUACAAAUUGAAAAUGUACAUUUAAAUUUAAAUUUUAUGGUACAAAUUUCAUUUGUUGUUAUAUUUUAUUUUGUAAAAAUUCAUUUGGUACAAACUGAGCUAGCACCAUAACACAAACGGCAACAAAUUUAUUAAUGAUACAAAUUGAAUUUUUAUAUUUAUAUUAGGAUACAAACUGAACUUGUACUAUUACAUAGUAAUGCAAAUUCUUUCAUAGUACAAACUGAACUUAUACUUUUUUUUGCGUUAUCAUACAAGUUCAAUUUGUAUCUCGGACAAGCUCGAGCUAAAUAAGCAUCAAGAGAUAAUCGAAUAAACUGGAUAAAAGGUAGAAAUAAUUUAUCUUCUCUUUUGUUCCUUUUGUCGACUCACGCUUGUCCCACUUCUUUUCACAUAUAUGAUUAAAUAAUUGAUUAUAAAAAAAAGCUUUCACACUUUUUUUCACUGUGUAUAUAUCAAUCACGAAGAAGAAGCGACUUUCUUACGUGAGAGGAAUUUUCCACUGAUUCACACCUCACCCAACUCAAAAUUGAAAUCAUUACCCUCCUUAAAUCCCAUCUAAUUAAUUAAUCAUUCUUAUCUAGAACAAAAACGACUUCGUUUCAACCCCGCACGCCUCUUCUCUCUCUCUUCUCUUCAUCCCCGCCACCACCCACCACGCAUAUAAAUAUAUCCACAAUCCAAAUCCAUAAUUCAUUAUUAACCCCUAAAAAAAUCUUAAUUACCCUGAGAAAUGGGGAACAGCAUCGGCGGCAGGGGGAAGAAGGCGGCGAAGGUGAUGAAAGUGACCGGGGAGACGUUCAAGCUGAAGACGCCGGCCACAGCAAACGACGCCGUCAGGGACUACCCGGGCCACGUCCUCCUGGACUCGGAGGCCGUCAAGAACUUUGGGAUCCGGGCCCGGCCGCUCCAGCCCGGCCAGGACCUGAAGCCCAACAAGAUCUACUUUCUGGUCGAGCUGCCCAAACUCCCGGAAAGUUCAAAUCCGCAGCAGCAGCAGCAGCGCGGGGCUCGGCGCGUGAGAUCCGGGAUCCACGUCAGCGCCAAGGACCGCCUCGAUUUCCUCAUGCUCUCCAAGCGAUCCGUGUCGGAUCUCACCGGGAACCGGACCAGCGCCGCCGAGGCCGAGGUGGGCCCCAGCGGGUCGAUGCGCGUGAAGGUGCGGCUCCCGAGGGCGCAGGUGGAGCGGUUGGUGGCUGAGAGCAGCGGCGGUGCUGAGGUGGCGGAGAAGAUUAUCGAUCUUUAUAUGGGGAAUUCCGGCGCGGGGAUUGGCGGCGGCAGCAGGGGGAACUCACAGCGGCAUGUUCACUGGCGGCCGGAGCUCGUGAGCAUUGAAGAAAGUUUGAAGAUGCACGAGAAGAAGAAGGAAGUGAGUUUUGUUGCAGCUGAUCAAGGAGAAAGUCGUGCAGGCCAUUUAUAGCAAGCCCCCUUUUUUUUGCCGCUGUGAUCAAAGUUCUGCACUUAAAUUGUUCCUGUUUCUUUGAUUCAAUCGCUUUUGUAAAUUGUUGUGCUGUUGCUUAAGUGUAAUAUACAGCAUUGUUGAAUCUGUAGCCUCAAGUUUGUAUAGCGAGGCGGCGAGAGCUAUAGUGAGCAAAUAAUCAUUGGAAUUAGUUGCUUCGGUUUGAAUUAUAAUUAGUUGGUUUUAUAUAUGUCCUGCUCAAAAUGGAAAAAAAAUAAUUAUAUAUCUUCUCGUGAUGAAGAUAUAAUCAUUGGAAUUAUAAGAAUGAACAGAAUGCUACUUACGUCGCAAAAGCUGUUCUAUAUGUUUCAUGCCUGUACUAAAAAUAACCAAUUUAACUUUGCUCGGGAUUGAUGUCUGAUGUCCAGGUCACAAGAACAUAAUUCAGAAGAAAGAUUUCCAUGCAGUGUUCUUCGUGCUUGAACCUAGAAAAAACAUAGCACUGAGAUAAAGAACAAAACAACCGAAGAGAACAUAAAGUAAAGGGAGUCACAUUGAGAUUUUGAACGUGGUUCACCAAGUUAAGGUUACACCACGUCACAUUGAAGAUAGUAUACUAAAUUACUAACUAUCUCGGGAGACUCGUUUUAUUGAGUUUUUCACCUAGUAAUCAAAUCCAAAUUACGCAAUAACAAAAGACCCAUAAUAGAACGAUGAAAGAUGUAACUCAUAUUUCAAUUCAUAGCCAUUGCAACCUUGACGAUGUAGAACCUAUGGCUCUAUAUGCGUCAAGCCCUUUGUAAUCCAAAACCUAGUAAUCUACCACUAUCUUUGCAUAAAAGGUUUUCAAAACA
Messenger RNA from Linum trigynum, 7041 nucleotides. Lineage: Eukaryota; Viridiplantae; Streptophyta; Magnoliopsida; Malpighiales; Linaceae. The record is from the annotation of a GenBank genome assembly.